Molecule: messenger RNA, 771 nt
Organism: Ipomoea nil (Japanese morning glory)
Lineage: Eukaryota; Viridiplantae; Streptophyta; Magnoliopsida; Solanales; Convolvulaceae
Exons: 1
Coding region: 1-771 (256 amino acids)
Source: RefSeq, a predicted model, not a curated record
AUGUCAACUAACUCGUCGGAACGCACAGUCACCGCCUCUCCCGUCACUUCUCCGACCGCCGCAACAAACACUCUUUCAUCGGCGCACCAUUUUGUAUCAAUCAAGCUGACCGCCUGCAACUUCCUCUUCUGGAGGACGCAGCUCGUGUCGUUCCUCCGUGGGCAAGGGCUUCUCGGAUAUGUUGACGGCGAGACGCCAUGCCCACCUCUGAUGAUUAACGCUGCCCCCGCUUCCGACGAAUCUACCUCCGCCGCAACAACGAUAGUAUCGACGGCAAACCCGGCUCAUAAAGCCUGGAUCCAGCAGGAUCAGUCAAUACUAUCCAUCCUCAUCUCUUCCCUUUCAAAUGAGGUCAUGUAUCUGGCUGUUGGCCAGAAUAAAUCGCGGGAGGUCUGGGAUUCCGUCGCCGCAGCUCUGGGUAGUUCUACCCGUGCCCGUUGCCUGAGUUUGCUCGGCCAAUUCCACUCACUCCGGCAGGGCAACAACACGCCGGCUGAAUACCUUGGGCGUGCGCAGCUGCUCGUAGAAGAUCUGGCAUUGGCUGGUAGGCCAAUCUCCCUUGACGAACAGAAUUUGUUCGUGUUCAGAGGCCUACGUCCAGAGUUCAGGAGCAUGGCGUCAUCCCUUACAGCCUCAGGUAUCCCCGUCUCAAUCCCACAACUAGUAAACUUCUUACAGGCGCAGGAGUUCAUUUUGGCGGAUGAUUUUACGGCGGGUUCGGAUGGUGGUUCUGGCAGCGCUCCGAUAGCCAUGUAUGCUGGGCGUGGCUAG